AAGUGUCGCGAGAAUUUUUCCGCGAGUUCUGUCAAAUGAACUGGCAAUGCUAUUUACACUUGCGUUGCGACGUUGAGUAGUGUCCGACAGCAAACCGCGCGAGUUUUCUCGCUAGUCUAAAGGCACCAUUAUAAUCGAUUUUUUAAAUCGGAACGGAUAGGCAUGCGCUUUGGACGGAGUCACAUCAGAGUUUAGGUCAUUAUGAUUUCAUCUUUGAGUUUUAAACAACGUACUCGCGCACAUAAAUAAACCCUUUUUUCAUGACCCGCACCCGCGUAUUAUCCAGUCGUUGGAGUAUUUGUGUACAUAUUUUGGAUUUUCGAAGGCAAAAAGUUAAAUUCUUGCGUACGAUUACGUACAGCAGGUAGAAGCAUAGUUGUGGGACACCUAAAACUAUGCAUGUAAGAACGUUUAUUUUUAAUUCAAAUUCCGAAAAAGGGUAUACACGUGUUUGUGGCGGUUAGAAAAGUUCUAUUUGGGAACCGGUGUGGUAAAUGAACACCUCUUUUGCGUAACAAAGCAUGGUAUGAAAAUUUAGUGUCUUAAACAUAUUAAGGAAAUGAGCUCUUUUGAUAACAUAAAGAGUGAACACUUGGCAGAGUUGGAGACAGAAGAUGACUUGCAAACUGGUAAAAUCCGAUUGAAAAAGGAAUUGGGCUUACUAGAGGGAGUCGCAGUUAUAUUGGGAAUAAUCUUUGGUUCAGGCAUAUUUAUAUCACCUAAGGGCAUAAUACAAGAAGUAGAAUCCAUUGGUUUUUCUUUAGUUGUGUGGGUUUUGUGUGGUUUAUUGUCAAUGAUUGGUGCAAUUUGUUACGCUGAGCUAGGAACGACUGUACCUAAGUCGGGAGGUGAUUAUGCAUAUAUUAAUGAAGCAUUUGGACCACUUCCCGCUUUUCUCUACUUGUGGGCAGCUAAUUUAAUUUUUGUCCCAACUACCAAUGCUAUUAUGGGCCUUACAUUUGCCAAUUAUGUAAUUCAACCGUUUUUCCCUAAUUGCAGCAUUCCUAACGUUGCAGUUAUGUUACUUGCGACUAUUACGAUAUCUUCCCUGUCAUACCUAAAUGGUUACAAUGUAAAAGCAACAACCAAAAUACAGAAUGUGUUUAUGUUUUGCAAAGUCGGUGCUUUGAUUGUUGUUAUAUUAGUUGGUGUUACGUGGAUGUGUAUGGGACAUGUGGAGCACUUUGACGAACCCUUUGAAGGAACUAUUACAAAUCCGGGAAAGAUAGCGAAAGCGUUCUACUCUGGUAUAUUUUCGUAUUCUGGUUGGAAUUAUCUUAACUUUAUGACAGAAGAAUUAAAAAAUCCAUAUGUUAAUUUACCAAGGGCAAUAUUUAUUUCUAUACCUUUAGUUACUGCGAUCUACGUAUUGGCGAAUAUGUCCUAUCUUGCAGUUUUAACACCAGAUGCUAUGAAAGCAUCUGAUGCAAUUGCAGUUACAUUUGGUAAUCGUGUAAUGGGUAAAGUGGCAUGGAUUAUUCCGGUAAUGGUUGCUAUCUCAGCGUUUGGCGGUCUGAGUGUUCAUAUCAUGGCAUCAUCUCGAAUGUUAUUUGUAGGUGCUCGAAAUGGACACUUUCCUGCCUUCCUUUCUCAUUUAAGCAUAACACGUUUCACACCUGUUGCUUCGCUAGUAUUUUUGAAUGUUUUGUCCUUACUGAUGUUAGGAAUUGGCAGUAUACAUAAGCUUAUUACAUAUUGUACAAUCGUCGAAUCGUUCUUUGUUAUGUUAUCUGUCAUGGGGCUUUUAUAUAUGCGAUGGAAGCGACCUAAACUAGAACGACCAAUUAAGGUUUGGAUCGGUGUUCCAAUCAUAUUUGUUAUGCUGUGUUUUUUUUUAAUUGUGAUGCCUUGUGUCGAAGCGCCUUAUGAAGUAGGUAUGGGAGUACUAAUUACUUUAUCUGGGAUUCCUGCAUAUUAUUUAGGAGUUUGUUGGACAAAUAAACCAUUGUGGUUCCAAACUAUUAUGCGUAAAGUAACAAAAGUGUGUCAAAUAAUAUUCAUUGCUGCCAAAGAGGAUUAAACAUAUGUCGCUGGCGAACAAACAAUAAGUUGCCAUUUCUAGUUUUAUAGCUUUUAAAUAUUGUGUGUAAUCUACAUAAUAAAGAAGUUACUUAAA
Molecule: messenger RNA, 2116 nt
Organism: Photinus pyralis (common eastern firefly)
Lineage: Eukaryota; Metazoa; Arthropoda; Insecta; Coleoptera; Lampyridae
Gene: gb
Product: Y+L amino acid transporter 2
Exons: 10
Coding region: 560-2020 (486 amino acids)
Biological process (GO): amino acid transmembrane transport
Cellular component (GO): membrane
Molecular function (GO): L-amino acid transmembrane transporter activity
Source: RefSeq, a predicted model, not a curated record